This is a messenger RNA of Lucilia cuprina (Australian sheep blowfly), 3231 nucleotides long. RefSeq names its product centrosomal protein of 104 kDa. The record is from RefSeq and is a predicted model, not a curated record. The transcript is spliced from 8 exons. NCBI's taxonomy places the organism in Eukaryota, Metazoa, Arthropoda, Insecta, Diptera, Calliphoridae. Gene Ontology annotation, cellular component: cilium. The annotation marks the transcript as partial.
AUUUUGUUUACAGAUGAAGAUCCUAACUUUCCAGCUAGUGAACUAAAUACCCAUGGACCUACGGUUCAUGGCUGGCGCAGUGCAGUGGGUAGUACUUUAACUUCACAUGAUAUUGUCUUAAGAUUUCAUAAGCCGGCGAAAAUAUGUCGUAUACAGUUGUUAGCCCACCAGUAUCUGAUACCCGAAAAAGUUGAACUCUGGUUACAUUAUUCCCCCAAAAGUAUACCCAGUACACCCUCUUCACAAUGUUUUGAUUUUUUGGGUUUUGUGGCCUUGGCAGAUAAUGCUGCCACCAAUUAUAAAUCCCGCGAACUGCAAAGUGUUUCGGUUAAUCCUCGCAAAGGCACACAUUUAAAACUGAGACUAAGUGGUCCGCAUGUUAAUGACUUCAAUACCGAUAAACAAAUCGCUUUAAUAGCGGUAAAUGUUUUGGGCGAAGAAUUGGAUGUGACUGCUAAUGGACAGACAAAGGAAACGGAGGAAAAUGGAGGCAGCAGUGCUGCUGCAGCUUCUAAUCAAGAACAGCAACAACAAUCUACACAAGACUCUUCGGGAGAGUCUGCCUUAGCUUCGAUGUGUGAUGAUUUGUUAUUUUCGAUGUAUGUAGAAGAAUCUAUAGCCGAGAUCAUACGAGAAAUGGAAGAUCGCAAGUUAAAAGCUGUGGCCACAGAACGUUUUGAAUAUGCUCGCAAACUUAAGCUAUGUAUGAGUGCUUUACGCACCGCUGGUGAAAGACUAGGACGUUAUGCCUUGGCCAAACGCCAGGCAGUGCAACAGGAAGAUUUUACUACGGCCAAGCUAAGAAAAGAACAAAUAGAAAUGUACAAAUCGUCGGUAUUCAAGCAUUUACUAAUCGAUGAGUUGUUAGAGAAAAAUGGCGAAUCGAUGGCCUCUAAUGAUAUGGCUUGUGAGGUUUAUGCCUCCAAACCCAUACUACCGGUAGCGCCCAGUUUACAAGAUGUGGCCCAAGCUUUGGCAGAGGCUCAUUUGGCCGCAACUAUGAGUCCUAAAAGUGCCCAAGAUGAUAAAUCCUCUACAGAUGGCAAUAGCUCUACCGGAGGUUUAGGCAAUCUCUCUCAGACCAAUCACAGCAACAGUAUAAGUGACAAUAUUUCAACGUUAUCGGCCGCCAGUUUACGUAAAUCUCACGAUGAAAUACCCAUGUCGCCCAAAUUGAAUAUGCGCCGCAGUCCCAGCCGUCAUAGUUCACCCAUGUCCAGUCAUCAGGGUUCUUUAAGGAGGCGCAAUAAAAGUGCUCCUCGCAAUUCCUAUGAAGAAUAUGAAGAUCGUGCCAUACCCACUCUAAGGCAUUCGAAUACUAAUGAAUUUUUAAGAGAGUGUCAAGGUACCGCUUUACUGGACUCCGAUCCCAAUCGUGGUCGUUCACGUUUAAACGAUCGUGAACGUCGUCAGGCGGCUUUGCCAAUUUUGGUCUUUGGUAAUGAUAUGGUGGAACAAUUCUACUCACGACAAUUUCAAGAUCGUGAAGAUGGUCUAGUACGUUUACGCAAUUUCCUUAAGGGCCACGAAAUUGAAACGCAACCGAAUGCCAAUAAUUCAAAUAGUGAAAAUACAGCCGGACCUAAUAAAGUAGCACGCAGUGCUGCUUUCCUACUACAUCGUUCAGUACGAGAUGCUGUAUAUUCGGUAUUUAAUCAAGCCACCGAAACAGUGCGAGUGCUAUUUUUGGAAUAUGUGCCCGGCAGAGUGUCGCAGAGUGAGGUGGCCCGCUGUGUAGAUCGUUUGCUGCCCGAAUUGUUGGCCAAAUCGGGAGAUCCGUCGGCUCGAAUACAUACAUUGGCUCAACAUACUAUAUUGAGUAUAGCCUCUUGUCCCGAAGUGCAGGAACAGCAUCUAGUGGCGCCCGCUUUAUCCAGAACUGUUAGUUCGGGUACACAUCCUCGCUUGGCCUUGAGUCGUAUGCAAAUGUUAGAACAAUUGGUGCUAAGUCAAGGCAUUAGCACUGACAAACAUAGCGGACUAACGUGUAGAGCUUUGUCUGAGUGUGGCUGUUCGGGCAUACAUCAUCCAGCGGAGCCGGUGCGUAAAGUAGCCGAGAGGAUACUUUUGCUAGUGUACAAAGUAAAUCCUCGUCUUGUGCGUAAACAGCUACCGCCUGAUGAUGAUAUAACACGACGCAAUUUAUUGUAUCGCCAAUUGUUUACAGAAUUUGAUAAGUUGGACUUGGAACGUAAGGCAGAGAUGUUGGAGGCAAACAAAUAUGCUGGCGGUCAUAGUUCCAGUGAUCCACAAUCACCACCCUCAAAUCGUAGUGCUGUGGAUCAUUUACAGUUGGGCGGUGGUGGUGGCGGGGCAAGUGGUAGCUCCGACAGUCGUGCUAGUCCCUAUAGUUUUGGUUGCAAAUCUCCUGACUCCCAAUCAAGUCCCAUGAGAAGAUCUGAAACACGUAUUUUAAAGAGUAAAAGUGGUCAAACUUUGGCUCAAGCGGGUAAUCCAGGAGGUAGUAAUGGUUACUUAACUUCAGGUAAAGAUAUUGCCAAAUGUAAUGGCAAACAACAGUAUAAUGAACAGUUGAAAAGAUCCAUGAUAUCGGCCAGUAGUUCUAGAAAAAACUCCAACUCAAAUUCUGAAUCAUUUGAAGAGGCAGCGGAUGUUAUUCGUUGUCCCUUUUGUGAUUGGUCCUCGCAAAAUGGCGAUCAAGCUCAAUUGGAUCGCCACUAUUGGAAAUCUUGUCCAUUCCUGACUAAGUGUCCUCAAUGCAGCCAGGUUUUAGAAGUGGCUGCUUUAAAUUAUCAUUUAACAAAAAACAAGUUAGCUUUGGAAGACCUAGAUUUUCAAUUAUUUUCUAUACAAACGUUUAUAGGAAAGAGUCUUUCAUGCCGUUUAAUUGUUUCCCAAAUGUCCAAUACACGUUGUGAAAGUUUCCAUUGGAUGACUCCCAUCUAUGUCAUCUGUAUUGCUAUGGGCCUCUGGCUGCCCAGUUUAGAACGUUUUAUGUUAUACUUCUUAUUCAUUGUCACAACAUUGAGUCAUUGGCAUUAUGGUUCAUCGGUGGUAAAUCAAAUGUGUGAACAUUUUAAUCGUAUUUGCUUUAGUGUUCAUAUGCGUAAAACAAAUGAAGAAACAACAUCAUCCACCCUCAAAGUAAAUGGUGAUAAUUUAGCAACAACAAAUUCAAAUACUCCUUUAAUUACUAACAUAACCUCACCUAGUACAUCCACGUUGUCUUCUACUUCUUCUAAAGAAGAAUCAGCUAAAAAAUUGGAAUAA